CGGGAGAUGAGAGCGGAGUGUGAGAGGAGAGAGGAAACACGGAGCAGAAGCUGUCCUGUCAGGACUGUGAUUAGCUUGUUUUGAGCCAAAUCUUGCUGGAAAUAAUUGCUCUUGGCUGCGGAGUCAUAAACUCAUCAACUAGAGGCACAGAAGAGCUGAGAGGCUCACUGAAUGUCAUUUGUGAGAACAUCGUGGGUGUUCUGGAAUCCAACCCCUUCAACCCUUUAAGCCGAAUGCUGUCAUCUGACAGAGGAUGUAGACCAGAAGCUGACUAACCAUGAGGAAGGGAACAUCCUGUAAUCUCCAGAUUUGGAUCUACUGAUCCUGCAAAGCGAAAAAGCGUCUUUGAUUCACUGUGGAGAGCCUUGUCCCUCGAGUCGAAAGGAUGGCUAAGACUUUCUACAGGCUGCAGCGCUUUUUAAGACGGGCUCGCUUGCUCCUCCUCUUCCUGGGUGUGGCUUACAUCAUGGCAGGAAGUGUCUUGUUGCUCCAGCGCUCCAGCGUGGCCUUGUUUCAGAGAGGAACUGACACCGUACUGGUGCCCCCUAGAGCCCUGGAGGUGCCAAAUGACGGCUGGCGCUACAGGAGACCGGGAUCUAGAGUGAUUGAAGAUGUAGAGAACAGUCCAUUGGAUCUGUCAGGCAGCAGAGCCGAUCAAGAACGUUUCAUGUCCCGUAACCUGAAGAUCCGACACCUCAGACGCCACUGGAUCCAGGGCCGAAGAACGGAGGAUGAGAAUGGAGUAGAACACAGUCAAGCACACAAGGCUACCAGGCAUAAAGGAACCUACAUCGGAUGCUUCAUAAAUGACGACAAGCAGCGUGCGCUCGGGGGCACUGUCCUCUACGACUUCCGCAAAAUGACCAGCUCCCUUUGUCAGGACACCUGCUCGGAGAGUGGGUACCAGUUUGCAGGGCUGGAAUAUGGGACAGAGUGCCACUGCGGCAAUCGGAUUAGUGCCCCAAGAGCUCGGAGGGAGGACUGUAACCUGGACUGCAGGGGAGAAAGGGGCUCUCCGUGUGGAGGUGUGGGCCGACUGUCCAUCUACAAGGUGGAGGAGAGACUCCCUGGCCACAGGACAUACAGGAAUGUGCACUACCACGGCUGCUUCCAAGCUUUAAAGAACACCAGCGAAGGCCUCCUGGUCCACACCAGCCAGACUAACCUGACCUUGCAGCUGUGUGUGGAGACCUGCACAGAUAAGGAGCUGCCAUUAGCUGUAAUGAGAAGGCGGGACUGUCUCUGUGGCCACGCCUCUUCUCUUCUCAAAAUGCAGAAGAAUGUAGAGGGACACCAGUGUGGGCGCAGCAAUCCUACAAACCACACCUACAGCCAUGAGCAAGACUACUUACAGGUGUACAGCACACCUGUGCUAGAUUCUAGGUGUAAGGAGAGGACAUUUCUGCCUGAGCGGUCACCCUCCCUCAUAGCCUUGUCCAGUUUUCCUGGAGCAGGAAACACCUGGGUCCGCCAUCUCAUCGAGCUCGCCACCGGAUUCUACACCGGCAGCUACUACUUUGACGGCUCUUUAUACAACAAAGGCUUUAAGGGUGAGAAGGAUUACUGGAGGAGCGGGAGAACCAUCUGUGUGAAGACUCAUGAGAGCGGUCAGAGGGAGAUAGAGAUGUUCGACUCGGCCAUCCUGCUGAUCCGUAACCCGUACCGCUGCCUGGUGGCCGAGUUCAACCGCAAGUGCGCCGGACACCUGGGCUACGCGCCGGACACACACUGGAAGAGUAACGAGUGGCCUGAGUUUGUGGACAGCUACGCCUCUUGGUGGGCGUCGCACGCCCUGUCCUGGCUGAAGUUCUCCAGCCGGCUGCUGGUGGUGCAUUACGAGGCGCUCCAGACGGACCUCCUGCCCCAGCUGAAGCUCAUCACAACCUUCCUGAACGCCAGCGUCCCCGACCAGAGGCUGCUGUGUGCCGAGAGCAACCGCGACGGCCACUUCAAACGGCCCGGAUCCCGCGGCCUGACCUUUGACCCCUUCACAUUGGACAUGAGGACUCGAAUAGACGGCUACAUUCUCUCGGUGGACCGGGCACUCAGGGACAGGAAUCUGAGCGGCCUGCCCCAGGAGUACAUGCCCAGAUAAUGAGGCGAGAAAGGACGAAAGGAUAAAAAGAAAAACGAAAAAGAAAAAAGUGCCUGUAAACCGAAGCUUGACUGACAGCUCUUCUUGUGGCCUUCAGGAGGUUUAUUUAUUUGGCAGUUCAUUAUCAGGCUGGCACUUCUUUGCUUCUCUUUCUGUUCGUUUCCUCAGAGAUCCGCCUGUCAGCCGAACAAAAGGCGACUCAAUUUGUGGUUUGUACAGAUUAAAAUCCCGCUGCCGAACCGCC
Molecule: messenger RNA, 2339 nt
Organism: Colossoma macropomum (tambaqui)
Lineage: Eukaryota; Metazoa; Chordata; Actinopteri; Characiformes; Serrasalmidae
Gene: wscd1b
Product: WSC domain containing 1b
Exons: 10
Coding region: 386-2095 (569 amino acids)
Molecular function (GO): sulfotransferase activity
Source: RefSeq, a predicted model, not a curated record